AUGCUGAGCGCUCUGAAGACUCAUACACAAUCUCCCCUUCGCCGGAUGAGCGAAGAACUUCUGUCUCGCAUGAAACGUUCAAGCUCGUAUCCUCCUUCAACAGCCUUCAAUAAUGCAAUUGCAGCUAAUGAAACUUCGGCAGCAAUACCCCGUGGCAGAACUCGUUCGUUCAAGUUGCUACUGAAGUUUAAGGAUGGUAUGAUUGAACGAUUGUCUGUUCUAAAAAUUACACCUUUUGCUGCGAAAGAAGGCGUUGUUCCCAAAUCAGUGGUCGUGCAGGAUCAGAGCACGCCUCCUGAUGUGAAAGAAGGAGUUGUUCCAGCUGUGGCCUCGCAGGUUCAAAACACCCGGUCUCAUAUGAAUAACGGUGCUGAAGCCCAAUCGGCGGCCGUGGCACUUCAAGUUGCCCGUGAAGACACACAUAACCUCAAGACACUUGGCGGACAUGAGACAAAAGUGCUGUCCACAGUCAGAGAUGGACCAGCGUAUCUCAAUGCUGCAGGCGAUUUCCAGAACACAUAUCUCAAACCCCUCAGGAUAUUCGACUCUGUUAUUGAGAAAAUCGCGGAUAUACAUCCAUAUGCGAAGAUGGCUUUGGGCGCGUUGUCUUGCGCAUCAAAAUCAUUAUCGGUGCAGAUUGUUCUUGCUCAAGUAGAUCGUGAUGAAGCAGUACUUCGCCUUGUCGACAAAGUGGCUGAAGUCUACGAUUUCAUGCUUAAGGAAGAGACACUUGGCCAAAUUUCGUCGAUGCAUGAUAUCAGACUACUCGAGGACCAAGGACUUUCGUGA
This is a messenger RNA of Suillus bovinus, 789 nucleotides long. RefSeq lists its product as uncharacterized. Bases 1 to 789 code for a protein of 262 amino acids. NCBI's taxonomy places the organism in Eukaryota, Fungi, Basidiomycota, Agaricomycetes, Boletales, Suillaceae. The record is from RefSeq and is a predicted model, not a curated record. The transcript has 7 exons.